This is a messenger RNA of Rhinopithecus roxellana (golden snub-nosed monkey), 2201 nucleotides long. RefSeq names its product CD38 molecule (gene CD38). The transcript has 8 exons. Gene Ontology annotation, cellular component: plasma membrane. Lineage: Eukaryota; Metazoa; Chordata; Mammalia; Primates; Cercopithecidae. The coding region runs from base 301 to 1206 and encodes 301 amino acids. Gene Ontology annotation, molecular function: NAD+ nucleosidase activity; phosphorus-oxygen lyase activity. Gene Ontology annotation, biological process: positive regulation of B cell proliferation. The record is from RefSeq and is a predicted model, not a curated record.
GGAGGGAGUAUAAGGAUGUACUGUCUGCCCCGUUAGGACAACUGCAGAGGAUUAAGGGGGCUAUUUCUCCCUAGAGGUGGAGUGGGUGGGUCACUGCACAGGAGCCUUGGUCUUUUAAACUCUUAUUGGUGUAACCAGCCACUGAACUCUGAGGCAACGGGUUGGGGGUGGGAAGGGAAACAUAGAAAAGGCAAGUGAAAGAGAAGGGGAGGUGCAGUUUCAGAACCCAGCCAGCCUUUCUUUUGCUGCCUAGCCUCACGCCGGCCUCAUCUUCGCCCAACCGACCCCACCUGGAGCCCUAUGGCCAACUGCGAGUUCAGUCCGGUGUCCGGGGACAAACCCUGCUGCCGGCUCUCUAGGAGAGCCCAACUCUGUAUUGGCGUCUGUCUCCUGGUCCUCCUGAUCCUCGGCGUGGUGGUCGCGGUGGUCGUCCUGAGGUGGCGCCAGCAGUGGAGCGGGUCGGGCACAACCAGCCGCUUUCCUGAGACCGUCCUGGCACGAUGCGUCAAGUACACUGAAAUCCAUCCUGAGAUGAGACAUGUAGACUGUCAAAGUGUAUGGGAUGCAUUCAAGGGUGCAUUUAUUUCCAAAUAUCCUUGCAACAUUACAGAAGAAGACUAUCAGCCACUACUGAAGUUGGGAACUCAGACCGUACCUUGCAACAAGACUCUUCUUUGGAGCAGAAUAAAAGAUCUGGCCCAUCAGUUCACACAGGUCCAGCAGGACAUGUUCACCCUGGAGGACACGCUGCUAGGCUACCUUGCUGAUGACCUCACAUGGUGUGGAGAAUUCAACACUUCCGAAAUAAACUAUCAAUCUUGCCCAGACUGGAGAAAGGACUGCAGCAACAACCCUGUUUCGGUAUUCUGGAAAACGGUUUCCCGCAGGUUUGCAGAAACUGCCUGUGGUGUGGUCCAUGUGAUGCUCAAUGGAUCCCGCAGUAAAAUCUUUGAUAAAAACAGCACUUUUGGGAGUGUGGAAGUCCAUAAUUUGCAACCAGAGAAGGUUGAGACACUAGAGGCCUGGGUGAUACAUGAUGGAAGAGAAGAUUCCAGAGACUUAUGCCAGGAUCCCACCAUAAAAGAGCUGGAAUCGAUCAUAAGCAAAAGGAAUAUUAGAUUUUUCUGCAAGAAUAUCUACAGACCUGACAAGUUUCUUCAGUGUGCGAGAAAUCCUGAGGAUUCUUCUUGCCUAUCUGAGAUCUGAGCCAGUUGCCAUGGUCGUUUUAGCUCCUUGACUCCUUGUGGUUUAUGUCAACAUACAUGACUCGGCCUACUUGCUGGUGCAGAGCUGAAGAUUUUGGAGGGUCCUCCACGAUAAGGUCAACACCAGAGAUGGAAGCCUUUUUCCCCAAAGUCUUAAAAUAACUUGUAUCAUCAGCAUAGCUUUUAUUGUGAUCUCUCAAUUGUCAAGACAAAUUAUUGCAUAAGAUUAGAAUGAAAAUUGUAUAUUAAGUUACUUCAUUUAAUUCUCAUGUGAUCCUUUUAUGUUGUUUAUAUGUUGGUAACAUCCUUUCUACUGAAAAAUGACCACACCAAACCUCUCUUACUAGAACAGUCAAGUGAAGAAAAACGAAUGCUCAAGUUUUUCAGAAAGCAUUACAUUUCCAAAUGAAUGACCUUGUUGCAUGAUAUAUUUUUGUACCCUUCCUACAGAUACUCAAACCAUAAACUUCAUGGCCAUGGGUGAUGUUGGUGAAAAUUACUCUGUAGGAUAUAAGCUACCCACAUACUUGGUACUUUACCUCUAAACCUUCCGACAGUGCUGUGAGGUUGGUAUUUCAUUUUUUAGAUGAGAAAAUAGGAACUCAGAGAGGUUAUAUAUUUAAGUUGGUGCAAAAGUAAUUGCAAGUUUUGCCAUUGGAAGGAAUGGCAAAACCACGAUUACUUUUGCACCAACCUAAUAAUUUGCCGUAAGUCCUACAUUUAGUAUCAAGCUAGAGACUGAAUCUGAACUCAACUCUGUCCAACUCCAAAAUUCAUGUGCUUUUUCCUUCUAGGUCUUUCGUACCAAACUAAUAGUAGUUUCUAUCUCUUCCAACAAAUGCAUGUUUGAUUAAAUUGACUAGAAUGGAAUCUGGAAUGUAGUUCUUCUGGAUGGCUCCAAAACACGUUUUUCUUCCCCUGUCUUCCUCCUCCUCUUCAUGCUCAGCGUUUUAUGUAUGCACUUAAAAUAUACUUGUUCCUGAUAUUGCUAGCUUA